This is a messenger RNA of Pediculus humanus corporis (human body louse), 1140 nucleotides long. RefSeq names its product prolyl-tRNA synthetase, putative. Gene Ontology annotation, cellular component: mitochondrion; cytoplasm. Gene Ontology annotation, molecular function: ATP binding; proline-tRNA ligase activity. Gene Ontology annotation, biological process: prolyl-tRNA aminoacylation. The transcript has 3 exons. The record is from RefSeq and is a predicted model, not a curated record. Lineage: Eukaryota; Metazoa; Arthropoda; Insecta; Psocodea; Pediculidae. The coding region runs from base 1 to 1140 and encodes 379 amino acids.
AUGAACGAGAUAUCGGCAUUAGAAAUGCUCUUGCCAUUGUUGACGGAUAAGAAAAUUUUUUCGGCGUCCGGAAAAGCACAUUUGCCGGAUUUAUUUAAAUUUAAUCAAAACGUUAACGAAAGUUAUAUAUUAAAUCCGACGUGCGAAGAAAUCGUAUCGGAAUUGUUAGCAUCGUACACACAAAUGUCAUAUAAAAAUUUACCUUGUCGUUUCUAUCAGAUUUCCAGUAAAUUCCGGGAUGAAAAAAGGCCGAAAUACGGUUUGUUGAGAAGCAAAGAAUUCAUAAUGAAAGAUUUAUAUUGUUUCGAUUCGACGUUUGAAAGUAGUAUGAUGACGUAUGAAGAAGUUAAAAAUAAAUAUAAGGAAUUUUUCAAUAACCUGGGAAUACCUUAUGUUGUCGUCAAAGGUACAGAAGGUGAUAUAGGCGGUUUAAAAUCUGAUGAAUUUUAUUUCAUGGCAGAUGUAGGAGACAAUAAUUUAGUUUUAUGUCAAAAGUGCGGUCAUAAAGAAUGUAUUGAAUUUGUUAAACUGAAUGAUCAAGUUUGUUCGAAUUGUCAAAAUGGAGAUGUUAAAAUUUUCAAAGGUAUCGAGGUUGGUCACACAUUUCAAAUAGGGACAAAGUAUUCAAAAAUAUUUAACACAAAUUAUUUGAGUAAAGAUAAUGAAAAAAUACCAGUGGAAAUGUGUUGUUUCGGUCUUGGCCUCACGAGAAUUUUAGCAGCUUCAGUUGAAGUUUUAUCUAGUUUUAAUGAAAUCAGAUGGCCACAUUCGAUAGUUCCCUAUCAAGUGUGUCUCAUACCUCCAAAGAAAAAUAGCAUUGAAGAAAGGCAAGGAGGCGACAUUGUAAAUAUAUUAUUUAACGAAUUGUACAGAACUUUUGGUAAUGAUUUAGUCGUCGAUGAUAGAACUUCGAUGACGAUUGGAAAAAGAAUACAAUCGAUUAAAGAAUUAGGUUUACCAUUUGCCAUAAUCAUAGGAAAGGAUAUAAUUAAAAAUCCUCCUCUUGUCGAAGUUUACGACGUGUAUAAAAAUCACAGUACAUUUUUACAAAUAAACGAUUUGUGUCGAUUCAUACAGGAUAGAAUAAAGGAUUUUAAUAUUGAUGAAACAAUAUUAAGAAAAAAUGAAUGUAAUGGAUGA